Messenger RNA from Pecten maximus, 1158 nucleotides. Its product is annotated as methionine aminopeptidase 1D, mitochondrial-like. The record is from RefSeq and is a predicted model, not a curated record. NCBI's taxonomy places the organism in Eukaryota, Metazoa, Mollusca, Bivalvia, Pectinida, Pectinidae. The transcript is spliced from 7 exons. Gene Ontology annotation, molecular function: metalloaminopeptidase activity. Gene Ontology annotation, biological process: proteolysis. Bases 116 to 1096 code for a protein of 326 amino acids.
CAAAUUUUUCGACCCUCAUAUAUAUAUAAUUGAUAAAAGUAAUAUUUUCUUCAAAUUUCACUUUUCCGUACAGUUUGUUUUUAGUUCAAUAAGCGACGUAGUCGAAGUUGCUGAAAUGAGGAGCAAAGUUGGAAGGCUGCUGUUGUCCUACAGACCAUUUGUGAAUAAUGGUUCAAAAUACUGCACAUUGUCAGAAGUUACAUCAGAGCAAGAGGUUUCAAAGUUCCAUUAUUCAAGGAGAAAGUUUAAACUUGUGCGUCCAGUUGAUUGCACACCUCUGAGGGAUUUUCCAAGAGAUCGUAUACCAAUGCCUUCCUAUGUUCAAAACCCUACAGUUGGCAAAAUAGAAAAACUUGAACUGAAGAAUAAAGAACAGAUUGAAAAAAUGAGAAACUCCUGUGAACUUGCAAGAAAAAUUCUGGAUGCAACUGCUGGACAAAUAAAGGCUGGGGUAACUACAGAUGAACUUGAUGAGUUUGCCCAUGAGAUGUGCAUUGAACAUAAUUGUUACCCAUCACCUCUCUUCUACAACCUCUUUUAUAAAUCGAUAUGUACAUCAGUGAACAAUGUAAUGAUCCAUGGAAUUCCUGACCUUCGACCCCUGUAUGAUGGAGAUAUCAUUAAUGUUGAUGUAACUAUAUAUUUGGAUGGUUAUCAUGGUGAUGUAUCAGAAACCUAUCUGGUAGGAGACGUUGAUGAAGAUGGUAAACAUUUAGUGGAUGUGGCGAGACGUUGUCGAGAUGCUGGCAUUAGUGUUUGUAGACCUGGACAGCCAAUGAGUGUUAUUGGAGAUGCUAUAAGUGAGGUUGCUGAAUCACAAGGACUUUCGGUUGUUCCUGAAAUACUAGGUCAUGGGAUCGGUACUUACUUCCAUGGUCCUCCAGAUGUUAUACAUGUUGCACAUGAACCUGACGAGGAAGUUUUAAUGCAGAGUGGAAUGACCUUUACAAUAGAGCCACUGGUUUGUGAAGGAAGUACAGACUACACUGUGUUACCAGACGGUUGGACGUGUGUUUCCAAUGAUGGUGGGCGCUCAGCUCAGUUUGAACAUACAAUUCUUAUAACAGAUGAAGGAGCAGAAACAUUAACAAGCUGACACAGAAAAUAACCUAUGUUAGAAUUGUUUUUUAGAUUAAAAUGUAUUUGAGGAUUGAGUGA